CCGGAAGUAAUACCUUUGUUGUGGCUGGCGGAACGCCGGCUACAAUAUCUCUGCGAUAGCUACGCCGCGUUGCAGGUUGCUAGUUAGUUGCAAUGUUGUAGCUAUAGCACGACAGCCAUUCAUUUGCUGGAAGGGAGAUCCGCCGUUUAUUUUGACCAACGUACGGAGGUAUUACUAACUAAGUUGCUUUCCAACCAGCAGCCAACUGCUAGCUAGCGGAAAUUACUCGCCUAAAUAGCUAGCUUGUCUUGCAUUACCAUAGCCUGGUAUCCUGCCUCGCUAGCUAGCAAGCUACCACCAUGGCGAUGAGACAGACUCCGCUCACCUGCUCUGGUCACACUCGGCCUGUGGUGGACUUGGCCUUUAGUGGAAUCACUCCUUACGGCUACUUCCUCAUCAGUGCCUGCAAAGAUGGCAAACCCAUGAUGCGCCAGGGAGACACAGGGGACUGGAUAGGAACGUUUCUGGGUCACAAAGGUGCUGUCUGGGGAGCCACUCUGAACACGGACGCCACCAAGGCCGCCACUGCCGCAGCGGACUUCACAGCAAAAGUGUGGGAUGCGGUGAGUGGAGAUGAGGUCCUCACACUGGCACACAAACACAUUGUCAAGACAGUCACCUUUACCCAGGACAGUAACUGUCUGUUGACCGGUGGAAAUGACAAGUUGCUUCGCAUCUACGAUCUCAGAAAUCCUGAAAUGGCACCUCAAGAGAUUGCAGGUCACUCCUCAGCCAUAAAAAAAGCCUUGUGGUGUAACAACGACAAGCAAAUCCUCUCUGCUGCUGAUGACAAAACCAUACGGCUGUGGGACUGGAGCUCCAUGGAGGAGGUGAAAAAGUUGACGUUUGACACGUCAGUGAGUAGCAUGGAGUAUGUGCCUGAUGGAGAGAUACUGGUGAUCACAUAUGGAAGGACUGUGGCUUUCUACAACGCUCUGAGCCUGGACCUCAUCAAGACAGUGGAGGCCCCAGCUCCCAUCAACUCAGCCUCCCUCCACCCAGAGAAAGACUUCUUCGUUGCUGGUGGAGAGGACUUCAAGCUCUACAAAUUUGACUAUAGCACCAAGGAAGAGCUGGAGUCGUAUAAAGGACACUUUGGUCCAGUGCACUGUGUUCGCUUCAGUCCGGAUGGGGAACUGUACGCCAGCGGCUCUGAGGACGGCACGCUCCGGCUGUGGCAGACAGCUGUGGGGAAAACCUAUGGGUUGUGGAAGUGUGUCCUUCCUGAGGAUCUGGGGGCAGAGAACGCUGAGCAGCUGUACACUACGACCCCUGAGAUUAAAGCAUGAUGAGAGAGCAGUGCUUCUUGGAAAUGGGAUCUAAGAGGAAAAAACAACAAAAAGGAAACGCGCUGAAGGGUGUUCCAGCGUUCUAUCUGGCCCCAGCAAGGAGCAGUCUAGACCACCUCCAUCCAUCAGUAACUGAUGUGGAUGUUAUGACUGUCCUGUCUGUCAUAGACCAACUUACACACAAGUAUACCUGCUCAGUGAUUUUAUGUCAUAUGGACAGUAAGGGCUGCAGAGUAAAGCAGUAGAGUUCUGAGUGUCACCUCAUGGCUGCCUGCUUUCUCUCUGAUUAGCUCCGUACUGUCUGCUUUUUUGUUUUUACUUCCCUAAAGCCUUGAACCCAACCUCUCAAUCAGGUUUGGGUUUUAAAAUUAAGAUAUUUAAAGAGCUCGACCAAGGCUUUUUCAGUUCAUAGUUACAAGAAUACCAUAGGUAGUUGCGCAGUUUGUGCUCAAGUAAAGCACUUUCAUUUCAUCAAUAACAUUGCUUUGGGUAUCUGCUACUUUUGUAACGUUUACUGGUUGUAUUUGAAAUAAUUGUUCAAAUUAAAUAUAUUGUUUUGUGACAAAGCAGAAAGUUAAAUGCUGCUGGGUUUAUUUUCUCCAUUUUGGUUUUUGUCAUCAGUUAAGUCCAGUGAUGAAAUAAACAAAGCCAUUACUGUUCAUUUGUAAAAGUAAUGCACUGAGACAAAG
Molecule: messenger RNA, 1978 nt
Organism: Pungitius pungitius (ninespine stickleback)
Lineage: Eukaryota; Metazoa; Chordata; Actinopteri; Perciformes; Gasterosteidae
Gene: strap
Product: serine/threonine kinase receptor associated protein
Exons: 9
Coding region: 300-1289 (329 amino acids)
Biological process (GO): spliceosomal snRNP assembly
Cellular component (GO): SMN complex
Molecular function (GO): protein binding; RNA binding
Source: RefSeq, a predicted model, not a curated record